Lonchura striata (white-rumped munia) is the source of this 3300-nucleotide messenger RNA. RefSeq names its product peroxisomal biogenesis factor 11 alpha (gene PEX11A). The record is from RefSeq and is a predicted model, not a curated record. Gene Ontology annotation, cellular component: peroxisomal membrane. NCBI's taxonomy places the organism in Eukaryota, Metazoa, Chordata, Aves, Passeriformes, Estrildidae. Gene Ontology annotation, biological process: peroxisome fission.
GGCGGGGCCCGGCGGGGCGGAGCGGCCGCGCUGCUGCCGCGGUGCCGCCGAGCCAUGGAGGGCUUCGUGGAGUUCACCAACCGCUGCCAGGGCCGCGACCAGCUCUUCCGAGCCACUCAGUACACAUGCAUGUUGCUUAGCUAUCUAAUAGAGAAUAAAGCCGAUAAAAAGAAGCUGGUAAUGAAACUCAAGCAGUUGGAAUCUAGCAUGAGCUCUGGCCGGAAAAUGUUCAGACUGGGCAACAUGGUGCACGCCUUGGUGGCAGCCAGGAGGGCUGCAGAGCUGCCAGAGGUGGUUCCUCGCCUGUGCCUCACGGCCUCCCACCUCAGCCGGGCCCUGUACUUGGUGUGCGACGCCGUGCUGUGGCUCAGGAGCGUGGGGCUGCGGCCGCACCUCGACAAACCCAAGUGGCACACCUGGGCCACCAAGUGCUACUACUGCUCCCUCCUGAUGAACCUGGCCAGGGACUGGUAUGAGAUCUCCUGGAGGCUGGAGCAAGCUGCACUGGAAGAAAAGACAAAGGAGAAUUCCGUCUGGCAGAAACACAGCGAGGAGCUAAACGGUGUGAAAAGCGAUGGUUUGCACAGUUUCCUCUGCCAGCUCUUUCAGAUACUGAAAAGGAAUCCUCCUUUGUUGCUGGACUUGGUGAAGAACCUCUGUGAUCUCUCAGGCCCUCUGGAUACACUGGGAAUCUACAAGACCAACCCAGGAGUGAUUGGUUUCUGUGGCAUCCUCUCCUCCCUGGUGGGGAUCCUCACAUUAGCAAGCCCACAUCUGAAGCUGAAACAGUGACAUAAAAGAAGCUGCAUAGUAUAAGGCUGCAACUUUGAUCCUCUGACAGAUUUUUAUCUUCAUAUAGCACUUUCGAAUGAACAUGUCUUAAAAUAAUCUCAAGAUUAAUUUUGUCCUCUGAAGAAGUGAAUUCUGCCCCUUUUCCUUCCCUGUGCCUUUGCAGAUGAGUUUAGUGCCAUGACACACUCCCUGAUAGGGUGGAGAGAGGAAAAGGCUGAGUAAUAUUUCACAAACAUAAAGAGGACUUGGCUAGUAGAUAAGAAAAUAUUCCUGUAUUUAAUACAGGGUUGUGAAAUAGCUGCAUAGGCAACUGUAAUAGGUAUAUGAGUCAAGACUACACUAAUCAUGUUUACACUGGAAAGUUUCAAUUCACUAAUCCAAGGUCCCUGCAGUCAGAUUGUCUAGAGUGGGCUAAGGCAGGUUAGGAGCUGCAGUUAGAACAGCCUGAAGUCAGGAAUGAGUGUUCUGAUGGCUUUAGGUUGAUGGAUCCUGUGUCCUGCAGGCACUGAACUCACUGUGGUGGUACCUGGAAAUGGUCUCCGGGGUGUGUGCACUGGUGGUGCUGGAGCUGCAGUCUAGUGAGUGCCAACUCCUGUCCCAAGAAAUCUGCACUUUCUUUGUUUCCUUUGAUACUGUGAGCCAAGGACUGUUGGCCAGUGACUCUGACUGCUCCAGCAGGCCACAGCUGAGGGCUUUGGUGCAGGGCAGCAUAUUAACUCCCAAAUCCCUGUAAUUGCAAACACAACUAUUUUCCAUUACUAAUAUUGUGAUAAGGAGCUUGUUUUUCUCUUUAAAUUGUACAUGACAAAUUCCAGUAUAAUAAGGAGUCUGGAACAUGCAGUUAAGGAGAGAAGCAUGGCUCAGAGCUCGUUGAGUCAGAAAAACUGCAAGGACAUGUUUCUAGUUGUGUAAGCUCCAGGAGGGGAGAGAAUGGAGUUUGUCAUGAUAACAUCAGAAUCCCAUCAGAAUCCCAUUGUCAUGAUAACAUCAGAAUCCAUUUCACUGGAUUUGGGCAUUCAUGGUUUAGAUUUCCUAUCUGGUGCUCCCUAUCCUCCCUGCUCAUGACCACAUGAUUGCUCGUGUGUUCCUUUGCUGGCUGAAUGGGUUCAGUUGUUUGGAAAUGCCUCAUUUUGUUGCCCUGCAACUGUGUUAUUGUUCAUCACUGACCUCACUGGCAGUGAUGGCUGGCAGUGUAACUGGGUUAAAAGAGAAAUGCUGUGUCCAGCUGUCUAGCAUGGCAUGCAGUUUCUGCUGCUCCUGACUUCGCAGAGUACCAGUUUGACACCAUCUGAGACAAAAUUGUACAUUAUACAGGAGAUAAAUUUUACAUUUUUCUUCAUCAGAGUUAGGCCUGUGUGUUCUGCUGCUUCCUGUAAGAAGUCUUUGUUUAAUCUGUCAAGGAGAUGUGAACAGACUACUCUAACCUGAACCAAUGUGAUCUCCUAUUAUUUCUGAUGCUAUCUAAAACCAGAACAUUAAAAGGCCUCCUCUACUAAAAGGCAAAGGAUGUGGAAUUAAGUAGGCAGGUGAGGCAGUGCUCCAAUUUACCUGAAGUUGUGGUUGGGCUUGCAAUUACUUCCAAGUUUGAAUAUUAAGUGAUAGCCUGCCAAUUAAGUGUUUGAAAAGAAAAAGGUUGCUGGGCAGGAUAAUUAAGUGUGUUUGAGGACCAGAUGUGGCCUUCAGCAGCUCUUCUUUUUAAUAUAGAAAUGAGUAGCACUAAAAGUAGAAGCAUACUGGCAGUUCAGGCCAAAAUGGAGCAUUAUGUUCAGGAUAUGUAUUAUAGGCUAUAUUCUAGGCUUCCUCUCCUUUAUAAUAUUGUUUCUCUCUCCAUUUGUCUUUCAUCUCCUGGCAAUGUGGAAGCCAUGCCUGCCUUAGUCAGAGCUGAUCAUUAUCCCAGUAUGCAGCAACUCCUGGAAGAAAGGAAAAGGAGUCUUCAUCAUCUGACAGUGGAGGUUUGACCAGCUUUUGUCUUCAGAAUUCCAUCUUAUUGCUAAAAAUGUGUUUUCAGUCCCACUCAGGGGAGCUCUUAGGUGCAAAAUACUUCAUAAAAUAUUUUCACUGGUUUGCCAACUGCUUUCUCUUUCUUACACUUUUCAGGGAAAGCCAUUGAUACAGCCCAAUCCCCACCUCCCUGUGCCCUGCAGGCAAACGCUGUACAAAGCCUUGAGCCAGGCAUGGAUGUUUCUCCCAUAGGGUCUGGUGUGGAUUACCUUGUACAGCCUUUUUGAGGGAAAAGGGGUGUGAGCUUUCAGCCUGUCUCAGCCCUACCUGCCAUAGGCUGGAACACACAGGAGUACCUCUGCUGGAUGUUAAGCACUAAUAUUUGCCUUCUGCUCCCCAGCUGGAGGCUGGUGAUUUAAGGUACCUUAACGUAAUGUGACUGAAGCCAUAGGAUUGUGAUCAUAGGGAGAAAAUCCUUUUAGUGCCUUUUUUUGUACUCUUUUUAAUACAGCAGUUGGAGUAAGAACAAGAUGUUUGAUUAUAAGCAAUAAACUGUGAUAAGUGUGA